This is a messenger RNA of Lacerta agilis (Sand lizard), 2054 nucleotides long. It is a transcript of the gene PARVA, whose product is annotated as parvin alpha. Gene Ontology annotation, cellular component: cytoplasm; focal adhesion; actin cytoskeleton. The transcript has 13 exons. Bases 185 to 1303 code for a protein of 372 amino acids. The record is from RefSeq and is a predicted model, not a curated record. Gene Ontology annotation, molecular function: actin binding. Lineage: Eukaryota; Metazoa; Chordata; Lepidosauria; Squamata; Lacertidae. Gene Ontology annotation, biological process: establishment or maintenance of cell polarity; actin cytoskeleton organization; substrate adhesion-dependent cell spreading.
GAAGGAAGGAAGGAGGGAGGGAGAAAGAGAGAGCAAGAACAGCCUCAAAUGUUUGGAAUAAUUCCGCUUCCGUUGGGAAUAGGGACCAGCCGCUUGUGAGCGACUCCAGCGGGGACUCUCCUCCUCCUCCUCCUCCUCGAGGCUCGGGCGCGCUUUCGUGGGACCCCCCAGCUCCACCUCCGCCAUGGCCACCUCUCCUCAGAAAUCGCCCUCGUCCCCCAAGUCGCCCACUCCCAAGUCGCCCCCAUCCCGGAAGAAAGACGACUCCUUUUUGGGCAAGCUCGGAGGCACUUUGGCCAGGAGGAAAAAAGCGAAAGAAGUGUCUGAACUGCAAGAAGAAGGAAUAAAUGCCAUUAACCUGCCACUCAGCCCAAUCCCCUUUGAACUUGAUCCUGAAGAUACUAUGCUAGAGGAAAAUGAAGUCCGAACCAUGAUUGAUCCAAAUUCAAGAAGUGACCCAAAACUACAGGAGCUGAUGAAGGUGCUAAUUGACUGGAUUAACGAUGUUUUAGUAGGAGAACGAAUUAUUGUAAAAGACUUGGCUGAAGACCUGUAUGAUGGACAAGUACUGCAGAAACUCUUUGAGAAGCUUGAGAGUGAGAAACUCAACGUUGCUGAAGUCACACAGUCUGAAAUAGCUCAGAAACAAAAGCUGCAGACAGUCCUUGAAAAGAUCAAUGAAACUCUUAAACUUCCUCCAAGGAGCAUCAAGUGGAACGUUGACUCUGUCCAUGCUAAAAGUCUUGUUGCAAUACUGCACCUUUUGGUUGCGUUAUCACAGUACUUUCGAGCUCCAAUCAGACUGCCGGAUCAUGUGUCUAUUCAAGUUGUUGUUGUCCAGAAACGAGAAGGAAUCCUCCAGUCCCGUCAGAUCCAAGAGGAAAUAACUGGUAACACUGAGGCAUUGUCAGGACGGCAUGAAAGAGAUGCAUUUGACACACUGUUUGACCAUGCUCCAGACAAACUCAAUGUUGUGAAAAAGACUCUCAUAACAUUUGUGAAUAAACACCUGAAUAAGCUGAAUUUGGAAGUUACAGAACUGGAAACCCAGUUCGCAGAUGGAGUAUACCUGGUGCUCCUGAUGGGUCUUCUUGAAGGUUACUUUGUGCCUCUUCACAGCUUUUUUUUGACUCCGGAUAGCUUUGAACAAAAGGUACUCAAUGUGUCCUUUGCGUUUGAGCUGAUGCAAGAUGGAGGGCUUGAAAAACCAAAACCAAGGCCAGAAGACAUCGUAAACUGUGACUUAAAGUCAACUCUGAGGGUGCUGUACAAUCUGUUCACCAAAUACAGAAACUUGGAAUGAAGAAGUCCCUUGGGAACCCACAGGUGGCUGAGUAAUGAACCAACCAACCCAACAGCCACUCCUUUUUUGCAAUUGUUCUUUUACUUUUGUACUACAUUUCCUUCACAUAUUCCAUAUUCUUGCUAUGUUUGUUUUGCACAAAAAAAUGUUUUAAAUUAGGUCUUGUCUGCAAUCCAAAAUAUUAUGAAGUGAACCUCUGCUGGAAGAUGCAUAUUCCUUUGUCUUAGCUAGCUCCUGAUUUCUUGGAGAGCAAGCAAGGAAGCCUGAUCCCACAUCCAGGUUAAGAGAAACAAACUGAUCUUGAUAGAAAUGCCAGCCAAUUCCUAUGAGCUGUGCUGCCGCAAUAACCAAGAAGAUCACAUGACACAGGUCUGUGCACUACUAUAUGGUGAAUGUGCUAUCUUCUUCUGCGGGAUCCUGUCUAAGCCAAAGAAUAGGUAUACCUGCUGUCAUUGGUGCUUUGGCAGCUGCUGCUUUCUAUACAUUACUCAGCUAUGCUACACAAAGGACAGAAUCAGCCCAGAAAGAGGAUAGUCCUUUCUCAUUGUGCUUAGCUCUUCAUCAAGACACGCUGGACUAGCAGCAGAACUCUGUGUUGCUCCCAUAUAUCGAGGUAGCCAGGGACUCUCUCCUGUCCUACCACCUGGGAGUCAUUUUAGAUUGUGGUGCAAACUGCUGCUUUUAAGAAGCAGAUGCUCAGUUGUUCCAUAGAAUCAAUUAGAUCGAAAUGCUUCAGUUUAAUUAAGUUGUG